Prorocentrum cordatum is the source of this 375-nucleotide messenger RNA. The record is from the annotation of a GenBank genome assembly. NCBI's taxonomy places the organism in Eukaryota, Dinophyceae, Prorocentrales, Prorocentraceae.
AUGACAGAUGUUACGGCGUCAGGCGCCAGCGGCGGCUCCGACUCGCUCGCGGACGAACUGCGGGCCGCGCAGCUGCAGGCGGCGCAGCUGCAGGCCGCGGCGCAGAAGGCCGCGGAGCAGGCCGAGCGCGACCCGUGGGCGCGGCGGCACGGCGCAGCAGGCGCAGCAGCAGGAGCGCACGACUGCCCGAAGGAGCCGGAGCCGGAGCCGCAGCAGAUGAGGCUGGGCUGCGGCGGCUGGGCCGCUGAGCCGCGGGGGGGGUGCGACGGGCGGGCGGGCCCCCGCGCGAGCAGAGCGGGGAGACCGCGCGCCAGUGUUUCAAGGCUGCGCGUGGCCCUCCGGAGCGCUCGGCCCAUGUCGCAGGACAUACAAUAG